Hyposmocoma kahamanoa is the source of this 3268-nucleotide messenger RNA. RefSeq names its product protein UBASH3A homolog (gene Epp). Bases 441 to 2507 code for a protein of 688 amino acids. NCBI's taxonomy places the organism in Eukaryota, Metazoa, Arthropoda, Insecta, Lepidoptera, Cosmopterigidae. Gene Ontology annotation, molecular function: protein binding. The transcript is spliced from 13 exons. The record is from RefSeq and is a predicted model, not a curated record.
GCCGCUUAUAUGUACUCUAGUUAAUGGGUUGCUGACUCGUGUUGAUUCGACUUGGUAUGGCACGGCGUGUCGCGAGUAGAACUCGUACUCGAAGGUCGUCGAAUCGACCGAGUGAUAACAAGUAGCCGACGCGCUCAAAUCGAGCCGAGCUAGCUCGAGUUCUUAAAAUAGUAAAGUAGCUCGAGUUGACCCGUUGUGGGAGUAACUCGUGGUGGUAACUCGAGUUAAACGAAUUUACUCGUCCAUCGCUAGUUGACUCGUUGUGGAAGUAACUCGACUCGCCUAUCGCUGAUCUCUAGUGCAAGCAAACAAGCUGUUUGAUUGGCGUUUUGCCUGUGACAUUUUCUGCUCCGUUUGUUUGUUGUCAGAUUUGUAUUUAUGUUUUUCGGAUGUAGUGAUUUUCCUUUAGGUGAUUUAAAGCGGUCAUUAAUUUGUCGAAAAUGACCGGUUUACCGCCACGAAGCAAGGCUCCGUUGUUCACAAAGAAUACAAAGCCAGGUGCAACACCACUGCAAAUACUGCUACAGAUGGGUUUUCCAAAACAUCGAGCAUUAAAAGCCCUUGGAGCAACAGGUCAUCGCAGUGUCCAGCUGGCUUCUGAUUGGUUGCUGACUCAUGUUAAUGACAUCUCCCUGGAUACAGAUGAACCUCGGGAAUAUAUCUUCUAUGCUAGCCCCACGGGUACCCUGCUGUCACAGCUAUUGGAGUUUUGGGAGAAGUCAAAAACUACAUCUGGCUGGAAUGGUGCUCAUAAUUACUCACCACACGUCACUUUGGUCUCAUUUUUUAAGGCUCCAGAUGAAACAGCCUUACAACUGGCAAAAGCAGUAAAGCAAGCUGUUGAAGGUGUUGGAGACCCUCCCACUUGUCCCCUGAGAUUGGAGCCCUAUGUGUCUCAUAACUUCAUGGGGUUGUUUGUGUCAGAGGAACAUGCUGAUUACUUGAAGAGGAUUGCUGUGCAAUAUGUCAAACUAGUAUCUUCUCCUUCUAUGCAUGUGGAGCCACAAUUGAAGUCGCUGCACAUUACACUGGCAUACCACUUUGAAAUGGAGGCAUAUGAACGGUUGAAAGACCUUGUGGAUGACAUGCAACCACUUGAUAACUCCUACUUUGAACUGAGGCUCUACUCGCGAGACCCGCGCUUUAUUCGUCAUCAGGUCUACAAAGUAACUCAAAGUUACACUCCGAAAGCAAGCGACGAAAUAGAAUUAGUGGUUGGGGACUAUAUUUACAUAGAACAAAAGGAGUUCGAUAAUACGUCAGACGGCUGGGUGUACGGAACUUCUUGGCUUACAGGCGUAAGCGGUUUCCUACCAGGCGUGUACACGAAGCGUACGGCGGAAUCAGACGCGUGGACGCUACACCGAGCUAUAUCGUUAAACAACUAUAAGUAUUGUUCGAAUUGCAAAUCGGACACAAGGACAAAUACAGUCGGAGAAACGGCAGAAGGCAACAAAGGAGGAAAACAUUCGAACAAAGAUUUGGGACACGAAACUACGCAGGAAUCUUUCAGGGAAUGGACCAAAUAUUGGGAGACAGUGCGAUUGAACAAAAUUGCCGGAAUUCUCGAUGUCGCACAUGCGCAUCACAGUCAUUGGGACUAUGAUGACGAAGAUGAUGAUGACGACGACGAUGACGAUGACUACGAUACGGACUAUAAAUCUAAAGGCACCAAUACGAAAGACAUAAAAUAUACUAAGGAUAGGCGAUAUAUUUUCACAAUGAGGCACGGGGAAAGAGUAGACCUCACGUAUGGACACUGGACGAGCCACUGCUUCGAUGCUAAAGAUAAUUACUCUAGGAUGGAUUUGAACAUGCCUCUUACUUUGCCGAAGCGAUUCGGGGGCAGAUUAGCGUACUCUAAAGACUGCCCAUUGACGCGAGUUGGGCGUCUCCAGGCAUACCUUGUGGGAGAGGGCCUUAGGUUAGCCAAAAUCAACGUCAAGCAUGUUUACGCUUCGGCAGCGCUACGUUGCGUCGAGACUGCACAAGAGUUCUUAGAAGGUCAUAGAGCACACGACACGGUGAAAAUAAAAGUCGAGCCAGGCCUAUUUGAGUAUAAAAUGUGGCAUGAGUCCAAAGGGUUGGCCCCGUUCAUGACUCCGAAGGAAUUUUACCUGGGCGGUUACAAUGUUGACAUCAAUUACAAGCCGUAUGUUGACUUAAAUGUAGCGACUCCAGAGACUAUGCAAGAUUUCUACGAUAGAUGCGCAUUAGUUAUGCAGUCCGCCUAUAAGGAUACCCAGAAAGUUGGAGGAAACAUAUUAUAUGUCGCUCAUGCAGCUUCCCUGGACAUUAUGGUAUCAUCGUUAGCAAGCCUUAAUAGAAAAGAAACUUUCAAAAGGGCACGAGCAUAUGUAGUUAACCAGCAAGUGAGGGUACCGUACUGUUCCUUAGGCGCCAUGUUGGAUAAACCCUUCAAGGUGGUUCCAACUCCAUGUCCUCCAUGCGUCAACACAAGUUGUGGAAAAUUCGAUUGGAAGGUCCUUCUUCAUAUAGGCGACUGAAACAGGUUAAUUUUUAAUAAACUCUUUGUUCUAAGAAACAAAAAUUGAUAAAAUUCCGUUCAUCAGAAACUGCAUUAGAUGUAGGCACAUCAAUUUGUUGUUUCUUUGAAGUUGUUGUUUGUUUCAUUAUAGUUUGUUUCGGAUUAUUGGAACCUAACCCUGUAUAAGUGGAUUACAGAUUUGUGAAGAUGUUCCAUUAGGGUACUAGACCAAAGGGUACACUACAGGUGCCUAUUCACACGUGCCGAUACGAAAUUAUUUUUGCAGCUUUGUGAUUGUGGCAAUUAUUUGACGAAACAGACAGAGUGUAAAUAUAUAAUUUAACAAUUCUUUUUUCUAUUUUGCAAAAUUUAUGCUUACGGAUUACGAAUCUUGGCCACUCUUCCAUCGCGCCGAUGUGUUCAAACGCUCUUCAUGUGAAUAAAUAAAGGUUAUCUCUAUUGUUUACUAAAAGCACGUGAUAAGAUUGGAUGGGAAUCAGAGAGCGCUAUUUUAAUAUCAACGACAAUUAAUGCCAUUCACCUGACCAUUGUGCACUGCUAGUUAAACCACCAAUCUCACCGUACUAAUACUACUCAUAAUAUCAUGAUCGUUGCCAAACGGCGGUGGCGCCGCGUAGUGCAUAAUCUGUGCCAUAAUUUGAUGUUCUGUUCUAUGUACCGUUAUCACAAUGAAUAGUUGCGAACGUUACACAGCGUAGAAUUUUAGUGAUUAUUAUUUUUAUAAUUGUAUAACAUGCCUGAAUAAAAAUCUAUUUGCGU